CUUCCCUCCCUCCCUGCUUCCCGACGGGCCGCCGCCGCCACCGCCAUCAUGAUGCUGCUGGGCCGCGGGCUGGACGCCAGGGACAAUCAGACUAGACAAAUACAAGAUGCUGUUUCAAAUGUGGAAAAACAUUUUGGUGAAUUAUGCCAAAUAUUUGCUGGAUAUGUACGUAAAACUGCCAGACUACGAGACAAAGCAGAUCUUCUAGUAAAUGAAAUAUAUGCAUAUGCAGCCACAGAGACACCAAACUUAAAAGUUGGACUGAAAAACUUUGCAGAUGCAUUUUCCAGACUUCAGGAUUAUCGCCAGGCAGAGGUCGACAGGCUUGAAGCCAAGGUUGUUGAACCUCUGAAAUGUUACGGGACCAUAGUGAAACUUAAAAGGGAUGAUCUUAAAGCAACUUUAACAGCAAAGAACCGAGAAGCCAAGCAAUUAUCUCAGCUGGAAAAGACACGUCAGCGGAAUCCAUCAGAUCUACACAUUAUUACACAGGCUGAAAGUGAACUGCAGAGAGCGACACUGGAUGCUACUCGAACAACUCGGCAAUUAGAGGAAACUAUUGAUAAUUUCGAGAAACAGAAGAUAAAGGACAUCAAAAACAUCUUUUCUGAAUUUAUAACUAUUGAAAUGUUGUUCCAUGGGAAAGCUUUAGAGAUAUAUACUGCUGCCUACCAAAAUAUCCAAAAUAUUGAUGAAAAUGAAGAUUUGGAGGUUUUUCGGAGCUCACUUUAUCCAUCGGACUAUCAGUCUCGCCUAGACAUAGUUCGUGCAAAUUCCAAGUCCCCCCUGCAAAGAACUGCCUCCUCAAAAUCUUCACUGAGGACAGUACAGAUUUCCCGCAGUAUGCAAAGAAAAGAUGAAGAGGAGGAGGAAGAUGAGGAUGAGGAAGAGGAGGAUGAUGAGGAGGAAUUUGAUGCUACUAAGGAAGUGAGAUAACAAAGCUGUUCUAAGAGGGGGUUUUUUAUUAAGGGGGAAAAAAUCCCUUUACCUAAAGGCUUUUGUGUGUUAAAAUUUCACUGAGGCUGUAUAUUUAAAAUUCUAACAGGAACAAGAAUCAGCACUAAUUCUACAGUGCCAGACAACAAAUGACCAGUUUCAAAGAAUGGAACAAAAUCUGCUGAAAAUGGACAAUUUCAGUAGUUAGAAAAUGAAAUAUUUAAAUAGAAUCCUGUAUUAUAUUUGCAUAAAUGUUGUAUUGCAGUCACAUAUUUGCUUAAACUUACAUAAACAGUGUCCAAAAACUGCACUAAGCUGACAAGCAAUUAUGAACAUAAGGGUUUGCUGGUUACUUUGCCAAUAUAUUACCUUGUUCUUUAGCUAAACACCUAUUCCAUUUAGUAAGUCCUCUAGCUGUACCUGUCAUAAUUGGGUUUAUACAUCCUAAAUUAAUUGUAGUAAACAAGAAACUGUUUGCAGCAACAGCAUUUUAAGAUUUCACUGUUACCCACCUUGGAUUGCAGAUGGCAGGGUGAGGUGUAUUGUUUUCUCGUUUUCAUUUUCCUCAGGCUUUCCUCAGGCUAAGAUGACUUGAUUCCUUUACACAUACAGAAUGAAUGCUCACAAAUAAGGACCGAGCCCAGUGUCUACGUUUAAUGCUGCUUUGCUUUAAAUAAAAGUGCCUUCAUUAUAAAAUUA
Myiozetetes cayanensis is the source of this 1635-nucleotide messenger RNA. RefSeq names its product CBY1 interacting BAR domain containing 1 (gene CIBAR1). The coding region runs from base 49 to 936 and encodes 295 amino acids. The record is from RefSeq and is a predicted model, not a curated record. Gene Ontology annotation, biological process: cilium assembly. Gene Ontology annotation, cellular component: ciliary transition zone; ciliary basal body. The transcript is spliced from 9 exons. Lineage: Eukaryota; Metazoa; Chordata; Aves; Passeriformes; Tyrannidae.